CUGUGGCCAAGAGUCAUGGUAAACCGGAUCUAUUAAAACAUUUCACAGGCUUCAGAACUGUUUAAAACGUUACCGGAUGAUAGGGACAUAAGGGGAGCCCCUCCCCUGCUGGGGGUUGGUUUGGGGUGCAAAGGUCGAUUUUCUGUUUUAAAUCUUUUUUGGCACCCUGUAUGUGUGCUGUUGCCAGACGUAAGUAUUAAAACUUUAUCUAACCUAUAAAUAAGUAAAAGCCUUUUUAAUGAAAGUAUUUGCAAUGAAAGAUAAUCCUGAUAUCACGAUAUCCUUUCGUUGUGUUUCAUUUUACAUAAAUUAGACAUAGAUAAUCAACGUUUUUUACGUUAUUUUUCCAUUCCGUUGCCAAUCAAGGCUUACAACAAAAGCUAGGAAGCAUACACAACAUUAGUAUCAGAUGCCAGUGCUGUCAGGUACAGGGUAAUUACCCUGUUUUAGGGUAAUUUCAAAAUUUUCUAGCUAUCAUCGAUAACUUUGGGGCAUCAGAAACUGGCGGUCCUCCUCCAGUCACGUUCGUCGUAGCUCUGUCAACUGGAAUAUUAUUGCAUCCGUUCGCAAUGGAGUCGACUAAGGAACAAGCAUUAAUACCACAGAGCCUAAUAACUGAAGGUUAUGUCAGGGAAGCACUGAAAGCAGACAAGGGUAGUGAAGCUCUCUUGAGAUCCUGGAAGGUAGUCGAUUUCACCAAGCGUGGGGACAACUAUGCCUGUGUGGUGACAAGCGUGGAGGUCAAAUAUACCAAGAGUGGUGUCCAACAUGAAGUUAGUUAUGUCGUCAAGCUAAAUGCCUGUAGGGCUCCCCAAGGUGGCCCCGACUUUUCACCAGUUAUCUUUGCAAAGGAAGGAAGAUUUUACCAAGAGAUUGUACCAGUGCUGAAUGAAGUGCUUAUUUCGGCUGGUCAAGAGGUCCUUCGGGUUCCAAAGUGCUUCUUUGUUUCUUUAGAAAAUGGGAAGGAGCAACUGUACCUAGAGGAUCUUAGAGCGAGGGACUUCAAAAUGUUUGACAGGAGAAAAGGAAUGGACUAUGAUCAUGCAUCUCUUGUUUUGUCUGAGCUUGCAAGGCUGCACAGUGCUUCUUAUCUGCUUCUGAAGAAAUUAAAGGAAGGGGAAUCCUUAUCGUCGAAAUUUGACUUCAUCUCAGACGAAUAUUUAUUUUCACCUGAUUUUGCACCUGUCUUUGAAUCAUUUAUGAAAUCUAAUGUUGACACGGGUAUAACGAUGUUGGAGGCAAUUGGCGGAUAUGAGAGCAGCGUUGAGUGGCUGAGAAACUUCAAAGAAGAAGUUCCGGAAGUUUGCUCUACUGGUACCCAGAGUGAGAAAUAUACCAGCAUUUGCCACGGUGAUUGCUGGAAUAACAAUGUUCUGUUCAGAUAUAAUGAUGAAGGUCGUCCUGUUGAGCCUAUGUUAGUGGAUCUUCAGAUAAGUCGUGAAGCUUCGUUAGCCUGUGACUUGAAUUACUUUUUAUAUACAAGUCUUACAGGUGACGUCAGGAGACCAAACAUCGAUAAUUUCAUGACCAUUUACUAUUCGUCUUAUAAAGAAGUGCUAGAGGGAGCUGAUGUGCCUAUGUAUUUUGACAAAGGGGAACUCGUGAAGGAAUUCCGAAGCAAGAAUAAACUUGGCUUGCUUUUCUCCAUGGGCAUCAUACCAGCCUUGCUGGCAGAGCCUGAAGAAGCUCCAGAAUUUCUCGACCAAGACCUAGAAAAGUUCAUGCUAGAAAUGAAAAAAGUAGCCUUCAGUUUGCUCAAAACAAAUCCUUUGUGCAAGCCUCGUUUUUUGUCUAUCUUUGACGAAUUUUUGGAAUCAGGACUGAUUUCUUGAGUAGUGUUAAUUGUAUUGCCUCGUAGUUUCUCCAGAGUAGGUCCUUGUAUAUAGAUUUUUGUUGUUGAAUAAUCUAUUUUUUAGUUGCAACGGUAUUGUUCCUCACUUUCAGGACACAGCAUGGAGGUGUUACAGGAUAUACAAUUGUGCUGUGAUUCUUAACUAAGAUGUUCUGAGGCUCGUGUACCAGUGCCAUUUUAGUCAUUCUAAGCAGUCCUCAAAAUGUAAGAUAUUGACUUUUGAUAUGCUUGAAAAUACCCUACUACAUAAAAUCUAAGUACUUCAAUGAAAUCGAUUUAUACCUUUACCUUUAUUAUUUUUAAAAGCGGUUUUAUACAGUGAAGAUUGUUCUGAAUUUGGAAAUAAAAAUUCUUGAGGUAA
Molecule: messenger RNA, 2213 nt
Organism: Macrobrachium nipponense
Lineage: Eukaryota; Metazoa; Arthropoda; Malacostraca; Decapoda; Palaemonidae
Exons: 4
Coding region: 570-1832 (420 amino acids)
Source: RefSeq, a predicted model, not a curated record